Annulohypoxylon maeteangense is the source of this 2389-nucleotide messenger RNA. RefSeq lists its product as uncharacterized. Bases 161 to 2137 code for a protein of 658 amino acids. Lineage: Eukaryota; Fungi; Ascomycota; Sordariomycetes; Xylariales; Hypoxylaceae. The record is from RefSeq and is a predicted model, not a curated record. Gene Ontology annotation, molecular function: acyltransferase activity, transferring groups other than amino-acyl groups. The transcript is spliced from 2 exons.
GUUCAUCAUCGCAUCAUCACCAACGAGAACCCCUGGCUCCCCCUCCAACAAGACAAGCCAUCGAGGGGUAACGGAGUUUAGUUUGCGGCGACGGUAACACAACGUCAAAGACCAAUUACCGAAUUCAUUAAAAAUUGGUUAGGUCACACUCCGAGACAAGAUGCCGGCAAUUAUGGAUGACCCGUCCAGUCCGACCAUCUACCGCGUCACCGGUCAGGCUCCUUUCCCGGACCCAAAUAAGCCGGAACUACCGUCCAACGUUCUGCCUCGUCAGGUGACCUUAAGGGACCGCCAAACUAUCGCCACCGUCGUGCCGUUCGCCUCUCGUGAUCAAGUCCCGGUGUCCCUACUAGCAUACCUUUCGGACCAGUUCGCAAAGGAAAUUGAGGGCGGUGAUACCUAUCCCAUGACAGAUCCCAUGCCCCUCGAAAAGUUUUCCGCCUACUGGUUUCAGAAUUUUGCCGGUAUAAUGCUUCUAGGCCAAAUUGAGAGCGCCGUUGACGUGGUUGAGGGUAAGGAUUGGUCCCGGGAGUGCCUCGGCAGCUUUUAUAUCAAGCCGAAUUACCCUGGCCGCAGUAGUCAUGUCUGCAAUGGUGGAUUUCUCGUCACCGAAGCCACCCGUAAUCGCGGUGUCGGCCGGCUUAUGGGCGAGAGUUACCUAGACUGGGCGCCGAAACUUGGAUACUCGUACUCGGUCUUCAAUCUCGUUUACGAGACAAACGUGGCUUCAUGCAAGAUCUGGGAUGCGCUCGGCUUUAAGCGCAUCGGGCGCGUUAAGGGUUGCGGCAACCUUAAGUCGUACCCUGACCGGCUGAUCGACGCCAUCAUCUACGGGCGGGACCUAGGACCUGGCGCCGGCGAGGGUAACGGCGAACCCCUUCUCGUGAGUGAAGAGCGUUUCGACAAAAUCAAAUUCUACCUCAAAUACGGGCGCUACCCGAAUGGAUCUGACCGCGCCGAAAAAAGCAGGCUCCGGAGCGCCGCGACGCACUAUAAGUUACUCGACAACGACGUCCUAAUGCUUAAAGAUAAAGAAGUUAUCAGCGAUCCCGUCCGCCAGAUGGAUAUCUCGCGUCGUCUUCACGAGGCCGGCGGUCACGCAGGCAUCAAUAAGACCACAGCUACGAUCGCGGAGAAGUACCAUUGGAGUCGCGUUAAAGAGACGGUUUCGCAUGUAAUUAGGACGUGUGACCAAUGCAAGGAAGCGGGCAAGACACCUUCUGUUCAGAAUCAAACUAGCUCCCGACGCCUCACCGUAAACUCCAGCUGCGACGUUGUCAACCUUGAUACUAUGCCGCCAAGAAUGUCUCCCGUCGAAGCGACUGGACCCGGAAGCGUUGACGCGACUGGCAGGGUCCUCGAGCUACAGACGCCUACUCACAAUGAUCUACCCCCAUUAGUCGGCCCUCCCAACCCAUAUGCCCACCCUAGUGAUAUCACGUCCUUGUUAAAUCCUCCUAUGCAAGUGCCAUCAGAAACCGGCUUAUCCCCUCAUCACCCCUUAAUGCAAAGCCAACUCCACCACGAUUCCGCGGCUACUCUCGCCUCGCUACACGAAGCCGUGGACAUGUACCAUCCUAUAGACCCUCAGAUAAUAUCCCAAUCCGCGCACCAGCAACCAACCCAUCAUCAUCCUCACGCGUUCAACUCCUUCCACCCUAAUGACACAGUAACCCACUCCAGCCCUCACCCCUCACACGCAUCGUUAUCGGGCCAUGAACAAUACAGCCCACACCCCGCUUCCUUACACGCCCCUAUGUCUUCUUUCCAGACUCAAACUCACCAUCACCCACACCAUCCAGGCCCGCAUCACGAACCCGACUCCUUCCAAGCCCUACUUCAUGAGGCGGACAGCGUCGAUGGCGAUAGCCACCAUGCGCUACACGGACACCCCGACGACCCAUCAGAACACGACCAAGUCGCUAUGGAUCGCAGUUUAAACAUGUUGAUCGGAUCUGAGAUGGACAUCGACGACGUAGUACACCACAAUCACGACAUCGAUCACAAACGCAUGGACGAAGACGGUGGCGUCGGCGGUAGAGGCACAUACGACGUUGUCGAGGAGGUUUUGGUAGAAGAGAGCGACACGGCCAAGCGCAGUAGCAUCUACCAUAUCGUAUUUACGCCUGGCGCCUGAGUGGUGGUAAUGAUAUAGGGUUCCGUUGCGUUACAUGCCCUUUUCCACUUCGCGUUUAAAAACAUUUGCAUUGGAUACCCAAAACAUAUUUUCACAUCAUUAGAAGAGGAUAUCUUAGAUGGUUGGAAUGGCCCGAUUUAGGAUAUCGGAACUACCUUGGUACAUGAUAAAAGCAUUACAGGAUGUAUAAUUAUUGAUACUAGAUAUUCUUACGGCAUUGGAUAGACACAUGGGGCAUUUAUGUAUUAUCUU